CUCACUCUCACUCUGCACCACCACGCGGGAUGGCUGCACGCGCGCCACUGUCCCGCGAGCUGCGCGCGGAGUUCACGGACCCAGCGGACGAAGAGGUCAAGCUGGCCGUGACCUUGACGGACUCGAGCCUCACUGUGAGAAGAAUCCCUCCGUCUUCAUCCUCCUCAUCAUCAUCACCAUCAUCAUCUUCAUCACCGUUAUCGCCGUCGCUCGUGCUGAGUCUCGCUGACUGCGUGGGGUGUCGCGCGUACAGCGCGCGCGAUGGAGACGGAGAAAACGAAGGCGCGCUCGUGUGCGCGUACUUCUACCCGCGUGCGCGGAGGCGAUGGGCAGGAGGCAUCGCGCCAGCGGCAGCGCGGCACCGCGUGGAGCAGAGACUCCGUGUCGCGAGCGGCGGAGACGCCGGAGCGGAGUUGCAGGAGGCGGAGCGCUGGGCGCGCGCAGUGACGCACAGAGCCGCGCGCCACACGGCACUUGCGCACGGUGGACAGUACAGUCAGGUGUGUAGAGCGCGACGGUUGAUGGUGCUGGUGAAUCCUCUGAGUGGGAAGGGUCAGGCUAUGGCUCUUUACACUGGACCUAUACAGCGCAUGCUGACUGAGGCUGCUGUCCCACACACACUGAUCACCACAGAGCAUCAGAAUCAUGCGCGUGAGUUGGUGCGGAAGGCUGACCUCUCUCAGUGGAGCGCCAUCGUCAUUCUGUCAGGAGACGGACUGCUGUUUGAGGUGAUCAAUGGAUUGAUGGAGAGAGAGGACUGGGAGGAGGCUAUCCGCACCCCGCUGGGCAUUCUGCCAGGAGGCUCAGGAAACGCACUGGCUGCAUCAGUGCACCAUUACACACAGGCAGAUGGAGUGUUUGGCGAGGAUCUGCUGCUGAGCUGUGGUUUCGUGCUGUGUAAGGGUCUGGUGUGUCCUCUGGACCUGCUCUCUGUACGCCUCUCCUCGGGCCACCGUCUCUUCUCUUUCCUCUCUCUUGCCUGGGGCUUUGUGGCAGAUGUGGACAUUGAGAGCGAGAAGUAUCGUCCCGUAGGGGCAGUGCGCUUCCUGGUGGGCGCCCUAGUGCGUCUGGCAUCUUUACGAACCUACCAGGGCAGGCUGGCUUUCCUGCUAGCCACAGAAGAGUCCAGCUCAGUCACAGCGCACUCUCCCCCUUCGCUUCCUGCUUCUUCCUACUGCUCCUCUUUACCACGUGUGUCAAACACACAGCAGCAUCACAGUUCUGAACGUCCAGCCACAAUCACAGGAGCUGACCUGAAGGAACAUGGGCCUGUUGAUGACCUCAUGACCCCUCUUGGAGCACCUGUACCCACAGACUGGACUGUAGUGGAGGAACGUGACUUCGUCCUGGUUCUGGCCACCUGCCACUCCCACCUGGCUGAGGACCUGAUGGUGGCGCCGGAUGCCCAACCGGGUGACGGCCACAUUCACCUAUUCUACGUGACGGCAGGUGUGUCACGGCCGGCCCUGCUCAGGCUCUUCCUUGCUAUGGAGAAGGGGGCACAUCUGGCAUGUGACUGCCCACACCUGGUGUACCGCCGGGUCAAGGCAUUGAGGCUGGACCCAGUCACGCGGCCCGGAGUCAUCACUGUGGACGGGGAACAGGUGGAGUAUGGCCCUGUCCAGGCACAGGUGCACAAAGGAUAUGCAAGGCUGAUCUCAGGUUGACCUUUGAACUAGGAUUGGGUUAAAAAAGAUAAUCAAACUCAAACUUAUGUUAGCGAUAAUGCGCCUUUAAGGUUCUUUUGAUAAAAUGAUUAUGUUGUUCCAAUCCUGAAAUCAAUACAAGCAGCAAAGGCUUGAACUUUGAACAAUCUCUACUGGUGAUGUGGAACUUUUGCUGGCUAGACAAGAAGGGAGACAUCUAGCCAUUCACUCAUGACAGCAGAAAUAAGCAACACAGUUAGCAUAGUGAACUAGCUAGCUGUUUUCAGUGUUGAAAUUAUGGAAAGUACAAAAGAGAGUUUGAAAAACAUGUAACUACAGGACAUUUUGGAAAAAAUCAUUAUGACAGUAAGUUUGUAUACUACAUCUUCAUAUUUCUUCAGGGUUAAAGGUUUAGGUGAAAAAGGCAUCACCAUCAUUUUAUCACCUGAUGGCUGAUAAACGUAUAUGCCAGUUGAAGUAGGCAGCACAAACCAGAUGGACUACUUAGAUUGUGGACUCAUUCAGGCUGUUGAAUGCCCUGGCACCUGAGCUGGACUGAAUCCCACAUCAGGUUAGGCUUAUGACAAGGAAAGCUUUGACUCAAAGAAACACAUGGGUUCAGUCCCUUUUCAACGCUGUGUAGAAGUGCCAAAGUUACUCACUAGACUGCGCAUUUCAGUCAUUCUUUUUUUAUUUAACAUUAAGAAACGUUCUAUGUUUUUAUCUGACUCAUUUUAUCCCUUUCUUGAAUUCUAGUUUCAGGACAAGAUGGUUUUGCUGGUUUAGCUGUGGAGUGUGGAUUUGUGUGGUCCUAUAGGAGUGCAUUAUGCACUGAGCUGUCUGAAUGAAUAAGUGUGACAUGCACUAACAGAGCAGAAGCUGUGUGUGUGCGUUGGUCCCGAGAGAAGCACACACCAUGUGGCUCGUGUGUGGAGGAGAAAACUUGCUCUAUGACGGUGUUACUCACCAGACCUUCUGUUCGCAUAAUUUUACCAAGGGGAAUAGGCCUUUCCCACAUUAACAACUCUGAAUGUUUUCUGAUACAUGCAAUGCUGGGUAUCAUGCUGACUGUUAUCUAAUGCUCAACUCAUUCUUAAGUUUGGUGUAACAACUAGGCCUUGGUGAUAAGGCAAUGUAAUUGCACACUGGCAAUGCUUGACAACUAAAGAUGAUAAUCAGUGUGUGGGGAAAGAGAACUGGUGGAGAACUAGUGAGGACAUGUUUAAAUUUAAACAGCUUGCUAAAUAAUAUUACACAAUAUGUACAUGCAAUAUUUUAUACUCCUUUACUGCUAAAACAAAAGAUUAUUAUUAGGCAUUACUAAGCCAUUCAGGCUACAGUACAAAUUCCUCACUAUACUUGGAACAAUUACAGGGAGGAGCAAAAGAUCAGACACAGGUGAAGGGCAUGCCAAAGGGGCGGAGCAAGGGAGGAGCAGGAAAACCAAAACAAACAGAAGCACAAGGCCAGAGAUGAGGGAAGAUAAACAAACGGGAAAAACAGACAAAAACAAGGGCAAGGCAAGACGGUAUGUCAACCCCAGAGUGUGAUACACCAUCUUAGAAGAACUUUCAGCAUUUUGCAUUUAGAUAAUGUCCCAAUGGUUCAGAUUAAUAGUAAAAUUAAGUAUAUAAACUUCAUAGUUUCCCACUGGAAUGUAUAACUACACUAGCUGGUGCCCACAAGAGAGUCCACAGUGAACGAGAUUGAUGAAAUAAACAGCUAAAAUCAAAAGAUUGAAUGUUCCUAGCUAUUUAUGCAGGAGUAGUAGGAUAUGUUCCAUUACAAAAUCUAUGAAAACCACAAGCAUACUUCAGUUUUUCUACAACAAGUAGAUUUUGUGUAGUAGGGCACCAGCAUUUUUACUAAAUGUUGACUGGUUGGUGAGCUGACCAGCUCAUUGGCUGAAUAAAUUGGUUUGCCCUCACUGACGUCAUGAUCAUAAGGCCCUGUUAGCAAGUCCUAUAACUGGAGCUCAGAAGUGCUUAAAAUAAUAUUUGAUGCAGUUCUGUGUUGAGAAAACGAGUGCAUUCUUCUAUAUAAAAAGUGAUUAACCAUUUAAAAACCACAAUUUUGCUACACAAAAGCUACACAGGAUCUCAUUCAUUUUGGACUCACUUGAGAGCGCCCUCUAGUGUCUGACAAUCGCAGAUUUUUGAGUGACAGUUGGUGUUUUGAUGUGUGAAAAACAAAAGCAGUUGUGAAACCUUUAUUUCAUAUUAACAGUGCAUACAUGGCUAAUGCUAGCACCAUAAGGGUUUACUCCAUUACCAAAGCCUGUUUAUUCAACUGUGUAAUCUGAGAGAAUGAUGUACUUAACUGUUGUUUUAUGAUUCGCCUUUUUUUAUGUGCAUUGCUUCCAUGGAUUUUAAAACACUUUCUAAUUAACCCCA
Pygocentrus nattereri (red-bellied piranha) is the source of this 4039-nucleotide messenger RNA. Its product is annotated as sphingosine kinase 1-like. The transcript is spliced from 6 exons. Gene Ontology annotation, cellular component: membrane; cytoplasm; intracellular membrane-bounded organelle. Gene Ontology annotation, biological process: negative regulation of apoptotic process; cellular response to growth factor stimulus; sphingosine biosynthetic process. The record is from RefSeq and is a predicted model, not a curated record. The coding region runs from base 30 to 1667 and encodes 545 amino acids. NCBI's taxonomy places the organism in Eukaryota, Metazoa, Chordata, Actinopteri, Characiformes, Serrasalmidae.